UGACAUUGUUUGUUUUCAUAUUACAUUAUUCAUAACCUCUGAAAACUUUUCAAACAAAAUUUACAGUGCCAUUAAAAAUGGCCACAAUUUCACAAAAUAGCAACUUCAACUGGAUGUCUCUGGCGAAAAUAUUCUUAAAUGGGGUAAAGCAAAAGCAGCCUGCCCCUAAAAAAAUGCGAUCCACAACCUCUCGACAAAAAUCACAGUCUUUCAGAAAAAUGUCAAGAAAAAUCAAUACUAACAAUGUAUCAAACUGUGACUUACACGAGGAACAAAUGGCUGUAAUAUCACGUUUCGAGACGUUACGUAAACAGUUGCUGCAUCAGCUUCUUGUGUAUCAAAAAGAGUUAUUAGCGCUGAAGAUGCCAGUUCUUCCGAGUAAGUCAGUGCUUCAACCAGGUUUGCAAAGUAAGCAAAAACAAAAAUCCAACCUUAAACAAAUGCAAAUUUAUCCAAGAAAGAAAUACACUAAGAUUGAAUGUAAGAAAUGUGAGAAAACCUUUGAGGUUAAUUCUUUGUACAGCAGACAAAACCAACUAAGUAAAAAACUUGUUAAUCAACAGUUUAAAUCUAAAGGGAGACAACCCCCGUUAUUAAGAAGAGAAAAGCCUGCUAGUAUUUCAGUGCCAACUGUAGAUACUAAUGACACUAAAAUCAUAAACAAAUUGAAUUGUCGCAUAGGGAAAAGUAAUCCAACAAACUAUGUCUCAAAAAUUCACAAAUAUAUCAGUGAAAAUACCUACAACAACACUUCCUCUGGAGGACGGAAUUUUACUCAUAGGCCUAGUAGGGAAAAGCCUUUCACAUCAGCAUCUAAUGUAAUCUACAAAGGCGAUAAAUUAAAAUAUAACAAAGAUUUUCAUCAUCGAUAUACUAGAAAUAUUCACAAAUUAAAUGAGGGAAAUACAAAAAGUGGAUUUAGUAAAACUGUAAAUCUUAAUUCUUUUGCCUAAAAUAAGGCACGUUUCCAGUAAUCAAUAUCUUGAAAACAAAUAGUGGCUUCAACAUACAAGGAUUAAAAUUACUUUUCAUGAAAUGUUUAAAAAGACUAAAAUAUUUUACGUUUUAAUUAUUAAUUUUAAUGCUAUGCCAAUGUGGAACUAUGUAAUGACUGAGAAUACAUAGCACACCUUUUAAAGUUC
This is a messenger RNA of Homalodisca vitripennis (glassy-winged sharpshooter), 1142 nucleotides long. RefSeq lists its product as uncharacterized. Lineage: Eukaryota; Metazoa; Arthropoda; Insecta; Hemiptera; Cicadellidae. The transcript has 4 exons. The coding region runs from base 78 to 953 and encodes 291 amino acids. The record is from RefSeq and is a predicted model, not a curated record.